Oryzias melastigma (Indian medaka) is the source of this 3732-nucleotide messenger RNA. Its product is annotated as adhesion G protein-coupled receptor E5. Gene Ontology annotation, cellular component: membrane. Lineage: Eukaryota; Metazoa; Chordata; Actinopteri; Beloniformes; Adrianichthyidae. The record is from RefSeq and is a predicted model, not a curated record. Gene Ontology annotation, biological process: adenylate cyclase-activating G protein-coupled receptor signaling pathway; cell surface receptor signaling pathway. Gene Ontology annotation, molecular function: calcium ion binding; G protein-coupled receptor activity. The transcript has 19 exons. Bases 590 to 2950 code for a protein of 786 amino acids.
UUGUUAAAGUUGGUGCAUUGUCUCCAAAGGGCCAGUCAGCAGCAAAAGUCAUAUACAUGUCAUCAUGUACAUCAGCUGGCUGUGUGCAUGUGGGAGGGUAUAUCAGACUGCAGGACUUUAGAAAACAAUGAACAAUGUGAACCACUAAACUCCCUUAACCCCUCCAUCCCCAGCCAGACGAGAAAGCAGAAAUAAAAAUGUUUCAACCGUCUCAGAGAGUUAUACUUUUUGGCACGGAAGAGCUGCUGUAGCUGUUUCCUUUGACUAUCACCCCACCCCAAGAGCAGCAGUAGUUCCUGAAACACCACUGCUGCUUGCAAAACUGUCAGAGGCGUGAUUCAAAGGGAGAGAGAAAGACCUCCCGAAACAUAUGGUUAUCUGAGCACAUUGCCACAGCAGAAAGAGCGGAGAAACAAGAACGGAGCAAAGGACACAGGAAAUACACAUGUAAUGGUUUUUAAAACCUCAGCUGUAGUUUAAUCGCACAUUUAUGGGAUAAGUUUUGACUAAGCUUACUUUUCAUUUUCCCCGGGUUUUCAAAUUUUUUUGUUUUAAUUUUACACUUGUGAGCAUUGCUUUUCUCAUCGUCAUGACAAGAAAAAAGACCUUCCUGAUUCUGGGACUCUUCCUCUUCCUCUUCCCAACCCUGUCAAACUCACAAUGCCCAGAGGGAUUCAACACAACAAUGGAUGAGAAUGGGAAAGAAAAUUGCAAUGAUGUUGAUGAAUGCAAUGAGGAUGAUUAUGGACUGAUAUGUAAGGAAAAUGCUGAAUGUAGGAACACAGUUGGAGGCUACUACUGCUAUUGUGCAGAUGGUUUCACAUCAUCAACAAAGAAAGAGACUUUUACAGCAGCAUCACCUCAGACGUGUAGAGACAUCAAUGAAUGCGUAUCAAUGAAGAACAUCUGCCCAGCUAAUGCGGAAUGCCACAACUCUGCUCCAUAUUAUGCCUGCAUUUGUGCAAGUGGGUUCACCUCCUCCACUGGAGUGGAAGCUUUUCGUUCUGGUGACAACGUUACAUGCAACGAUAUUGAUGAAUGCCUAGAUGAAGCAAUUUGUGGUCCAAAUGCAUCAUGUAACAAUACAGAAGGCAGUUAUAUCUGCGUCUGCAACGCUGGCUUCAGGUUAAAAUCUGGCAAAGCCGACUUCACUGGGAAUCACGAGCAGUGUGAAGACCUGUGUAAGAUUGAUCAAACAAUCUGUGGAAAUGGAACCUGCCAUCAUGGAGCUGAUGGACAUUACUGCUCAUGUCACUCGGGGUUCACAAACUACGGCAAUAAAAAACACCGCUGCACUGAGCUCAACUGUGAUAUUUUUAAGGAUGAAACCAGUCUGGAGAAGACAUUUCCAACAGUGCACGAUCACAUCAGCCACCUGAAAAAGAGCUGUCUGGACCUCACAGAGAGUGAGACUCCAAAAGAAAAGAGUGAUGACUUACUAGAGUUCCUGAUGUCUUUGAUGGACAAGCUGAUGUCGGGUGAAGUCCUCACUGAUAACAAGAAAGUCUCCCUGUUCUUCAACUUGGUGGAACACGCUCUGAGGCUCACAGGACCUUUUGUUUCACCUCCAGGGACAGAGAAAAUGGCGGAAUACACAGAAGUGAAAAUGAAGGUUUAUAAAGGGUCCGAGUUGCCUCAAGGACCAACCACUAUAUCUUCUGAGCAUGCUAAACUAGACAUUGACUUGGAAGUCGCUGCUGGUGAUCCGUUGUAUUACCCAGGUUUUACAGCUGUUUCCUUGCUGACUUAUAAAAACCUGGAAAAGUUUGUGAAUGGCCACUUUGGUGGCGUAAAACGAGAGGGAAAUGAGAGCUAUCAGAUCAACUCUAAAGUUGUGACUAUCACUGUCAGUAACACAAACACAAGCCAUCUCAAAGAGCCAAUCAGAUUGACUGUGCAUCACCUUGAAAAGACCAACAAAACUUUCCACACCUGUGUGUUUUGGGAUUCCUCAGUGGAAGGAGGGGCAUGGUCCACACGAGGCUGCAGAGUUGUGACGUCCAGCCCAGAAUACACUGUGUGCUCCUGUGAACACCUGAGCAGCUUUGCUGUCCUCAUGGCCCUUUAUGACACUGAGGAUAGGUUUGACUUGAAGUUGAUCACAUGGGUGGGCCUGUCUCUUUCGCUGGUUUGUCUGUUCUUCUGCAUCCUGACGUUCUCUAUGAUCCGCUCCAUUCAAAGUCCAAGAACCACCAUGCACCUGCACCUCUGCAUCAGCCUCUUCAUUGCAAAUUUCAUCUUUCUCGCAGGCAUCUCUAGGACAGAGAACAAGGUGGGGUGUGCGGUGGUGGCAGGAAUGCUGCAUUUUUUCUACCUUUCAGCAUUUUGCUGGAUGUGUCUGGAGGGCAUCCAGCUCUUCAGGAUGGUGGUUCUGGUUUUCAACACCAAUUUUAAAACUGCCUACAUGAUGGCAGGAGGCUAUGGAGUCCCAGCAGUAAUUGUUGCUAUAUCUGCAAUGGUUAGUCACAAAGAAUAUGGCACCGACAAACAUUGCUGGCUGAGUUUGGACUUAAUCUGGAGUUUCUUUGGACCCGCCUGUGUCAUCAUCAUUGUCAACAUUUUCUUUUUUCUAAUCACUGCCUGGAAGUUGGCACAGAAGUUCUCAAGUCUAAAUCCUGACUUGGACAGCUUGCAGAAAAUAAAGGCAUUUACCAUCACUGCAGUUGCCCAGCUGUGCAUACUGGGAACAAUGUGGAUCUUUGGGUGUUUCCAGUUUGAGAAGGGCACAAUUGCCAUGACUUAUCUGUUCACCAUUUUUGGAAGUCUUCAGGGUGUGAUGCUCUUCGUGAUGCACUGUCUGCUUUCGAAACAGGUAAGGGAUGAAUAUCAAAACAUUGCGUCCCGACUCUUUGCACCUCGGAAGAAGACCUACUCAGAGUUCAGUUAUUCUCACUCCAGCAAACCACAAGCAUCCAAAAGCACCCAGGACACAGGAGAAUCUCAAAUCUAAGGAGCCAAAUGAUAAACUCAGACAAAAGUACAGUUGGCUAAAAACACAAAAUAUAGUCACUCUGCUUGCUGCUGCCAUGUAUCAUAAUCUGUGGACCAUAUUGAUGAAAGUUUUUUAUUUUUUAAAUAGUGUUUUUAAAUGUUGGUUUUCUGAGUCAUUUAUUGAAUGAAAGAUUACAUUUAAAAUAUUUUGGUGGGGUUAUGUUUCAUCAAUCCAUAAAUGUUGUAUUUUGUCAGUUAAUGAAUCACAAUCUAAAACUGAAGAAUUUCAGACUUAAAUACAGAAAGUAAUGGACAAUGAUGAUCCACAACAUGCUUUUUUGUUUUUAAAUGUAUGAAAGAAAAUAUUUUUCAGAUACUUUGGAGCAAAAAAAGAUUUGAUCAUUUGAUGUUUGGUGUAAUAUUUAGGUACUUAAAUGACUGAAAAUACACGUUAGAGAAAUAUUAGUGAUAUAAAUUCCCCUUUCGUGUCUACAGCCUGUGAAUUGUAUAAAUAAUGAAGACAGAUUUAUAUUUUGACUGCAUCUUGUCAUAUAUACAGCAUCACCAAGCAUGCAAGAGAGAAUAAGCGCUUUCUUUGCCAGUUCUGCAGAGAUUUAAUUAAACUAUGUUUUUUUCCAAGUUAAAGCAAGAAUUCUUCUGCAGCUGAAUUUUCAAAGUCAAUUUUUGCACUGGAGAGUGAUACUUCUGCUCUAGAAAUUCUUUGCCGCUCCCUUGUAAAAGCUAAACUCCUGUAUCUUUACUUGCCAAAGAUUGAAUAAAUAUUUUUUACAACCAAUUUCA